Molecule: messenger RNA, 1710 nt
Organism: Symbiodinium sp. CCMP2592
Lineage: Eukaryota; Dinophyceae; Suessiales; Symbiodiniaceae
Source: the annotation of a GenBank genome assembly
AUGGCGAAAGGCGAGGUGAGCAUUCCUUUGUCGGACGGUGAACAUCUUCGCUUUCCUGUGCAUUCCUUCUGGAGAGCCCUGAAGCCCGAGGCGCUUCAGCCGAGCUUGAAAACAGUGGAUUUAAAAAGUGCUUAUAAACAGUUGGCGGUCCUGCCACGGGAUCGUUGUCUGAGCAUAGUGACCAUCAAGGACCCGGUUUCGGGCCUCCCUUUCGGCUUCGAGAGCCGAACUCUUUUGUUCGGAGCCACCUCGUCGGUGGUUUCGUUCAACCGCGUUGCAAGAUUGAUCCAGAGGGUUCUGAUCACGUUGCAGGUGCUGGCCUGUAACUACUUUGAUGAUUACCCAGUGUUGGAGGUCUUGCCACUUUGCAACAACACGCAGUCGACCAUCAAAGCUGCUUUGGAUCUGCUGGGCUUCUCAUGGGCAGAGGACAAGGACCUUCCUUUCAGCCAUGAAGCCGAGCUGCUUGGCGUUAGGGUUGACCUAGGCACUUUCGGGGUAGUUAAGAUUGGGAACAAGCCUGAUCGCGCUGCCUCCAUUGCCGCCGCGGUGGACUCCGUCUUGAGCGAGGGCCGUCUUGAUCCGAAGACCCUGCCUUCUUUGUUCGGUCGCAUCCAGUUUGCUGAAGGUCAGUUGCACGGGAGGCUGGGACGAUUAGCCCUGGCCGACCUCAGAGCGUGCACGAUGAGCUCUCGGGCUCAGGCCCUCGAUGCCACAGCUGAGCAGGCCGAAAAGCCAGCUCCAGCGAGGGACGAGACGCCUGAGCCGGAGGCAGCUCCAGCGAGGGACGAGACGCCUGAGCCGGAGGCAGCUGAGGCAAGCAAUCGGCGACUCGGCCAGGCGGCCGAGGCAGAGGUGGCAGAAGAGGCACCGCCGCCGCCCGUUCCCGAGGCAUCCCAGAAGCGGCGGAGCAAGGACGGUCCCUGGGGCCCCUAUCCUGGGGUCGCUCCCUUCUACAUAUCGAAGCUGCCGGUCUGGGACAUCCGUGGAGCGGACGAAAGGGUGCAAUGUCCGGUGUGCUGGUUGACGAAGCCGCGCAAUACCCUGUAUCUGCAUUUGCUUAGCAGCAGUGCUUGCUUGGCAUAUCAAAAAGCCGAGAAGCCGAAAAAGGACUACAGCUGCCACCAUUGCGGAAAAUCCUUUUUCCAAAAGGCUGACAAAGAUCAGCAUGAACAGGGCUGUGGGUCGCAAAAACCGGCCGAACCGCAGAAUCGCCCGGAGCGGCAUCGGGAGACUCGGGCGCUUCAGCGGCCGGAGCGGCCUCGGGAGGCUCAGCGACCGGAGCGGUCCCAGCGACCGGAGUGGCAUCGGGCACCGGAGCGGCCUCGAAAGACUCGGGAGUCUCGCGAGCCAAAGCGGAUUCUGGAGAGUCGGGAGCCCGAGCGGCGGGAGCCGGAGCACCGUGCUGAGAGUAGGGAGCCACGGCUGCGGCUGCGGAGCAGAGGCGAGCGCAUUGACUCCCGCAGCCGAACCCGCAGCGGGCUCCGGCGGGAGGUGGAGCGCAGCCCCAGUCGCCGCGUCUCUUCCGAAUGGCUUCAAGAGAAGCAGACUUCUGGGCCACAGGCGCCAUCGGCACCGGCAGCUCAAGGGACAGUGGUGGCCGAGGAAGCACCGCUCAUGUCUGCAGCUGCGGCAGGUGCUGGUGGUGAAGAUCAGCGAAAGCUGGUGGUCUUUGAGAGGCUGCUAGCCUUGGGCGAGAAGAUCCUGUAG